This is a messenger RNA of Purpureocillium takamizusanense, 2128 nucleotides long. RefSeq lists its product as uncharacterized. Lineage: Eukaryota; Fungi; Ascomycota; Sordariomycetes; Hypocreales; Ophiocordycipitaceae. Bases 798 to 2075 code for a protein of 425 amino acids. The transcript has 5 exons. The record is from RefSeq and is a predicted model, not a curated record.
UAACGUCUUUCCAUAAUAACUCGUGCUGCAUCUUCGUACGUACUGUGCAGCAAGUGCUCUCCUAGGUCAGUCAUGAUAAUAAGCUAUGGCUACUACGUCAACAACAGCCAACCAUCACGACGCACCGGCACCGUCAUUACAGUCAUUGUACUGUACCAGGAAAUGAAAAGUCGGUCACACGGCUCUCGGCGGCCAACGAUCAGUAAAAAGGGCGGUCUGAUACGUCACUUACACGACGCCACCCAGUCAGCCGUGAGCAGCAACGGCGGGGUUCCACGAUAGGGACCUGAAUUCUGGGCUGACGAAGGGCAUGUGAAUAGUCCUUGCACACCAACAAUAGCGUGCGUGGCUUUCCGGGGCGCGGGUGUCGGCUUCCAACUGCGGAAAUAUUUUUCUUCUUUCCGAGCGACCUCGCAUCAGCCGUCAGUUCAGCCGGCGGUCAUGGAAGACUGGCCUCAGGCCCGACUCGGUAUCAUUUAUCGUCAGCCGCUGAGCUGGCAGGUUAAAUUUGUCUUUUCUUUAAACUCUUUUUUUAAAGAAAGAAAGAAAAAGGUUUAACCUUUGGCCCCUCUCGAUGGUGGCGCUACCUUCUUGGAGAAUAACCCUCCGGCUCGGGUCGUGCAGGCGGCAAGGCAUCUCGUGUCAAAACCAACAUCUAAUGCUAGCAAAAGCCCAUCCAAGUAUAUACUUCGUAGGAUACAAUUUUAUUUUUUUUUACUUUUCAGACAACACUGUGUCGCAUCACCCUUCCUGCCAAUCCCUAUGAUGGAACUUCGCUCCGAUCGUCGCGACGAAAUAUGCCUCCUCACCCCUUACCCCUAAUAAGGCGCGGCGGCGGCGUCUGCGCCUAUGCCAUUCUUCUCGCCAGCGUGGCGAGCCUCGCCCUCGCCUCUCUCCAGUACUGCAACCAACGAUCACAUGUCCAACUGCACGUGUGCCUCGCCGUGGACACGUACUACAACGCAACGUCGAAAGCAGUAGAUUUGCUCGCCACGUUCGGAUACCAGGUCGUCUCGGCGGGAGGAUGGACGGCCGUAGGUCUGGGGAGCAGCAUGUACGGCGCGCUCGUCAUCAUUGGCUAUGUCGAUCAUGGAGAGCCCACGCUAGACCUUCGACAAGCAACAGGCCACUUUGAGCCCAAGUCGCUUCCCGCUCUCCCAGUAUGGACCGUCCCAUCGCCGGCCGUCAACACCAGCGGAUGGUUCGAGUCCAGCUUCCAGGUCUACGGCUACGACUCCUGGUUGGGCCUUCAAGGGCAGAGUCUCGGCGUCCAGAGCUUCAUAUGGGCGACGAGCGUGAGCAAGACUGCGCAGGGCGAGAGGAGCGGCGGCGGCGCGUUCAGUCUGUCCAUGCACGAUGACAAGGGCCAUUUCUCCUUUGACUUUGGCUCACGACCGGUGGGGGCCUCGCCAUCAGACACGUCACGGCCGCCGAGCAUUCACUUUGGCAAGGAAAACGACAACGCCGUCGAGCAUGCGGGAGGCGUAUCCAUCGUCGACGGGGCUCCGCGGGCUUUCGUAUCGUACCUGCACGGCUUUGCGCUCGUCAUGGGCAUCAUGGUACUGUAUCCUGCUGGAGCUCUGGCUCUGAGGUUUACGGAACUGCGUCCCUUUCGACUGCAUCUGUACUUUCAGCUCGGCGCUUCGCUUUCUUGCCUCGUUGGGUUCGCUGCUGCUGGAUUUAUCAUUGGAGCUGACCCGCUGAGAUAUCUCACCGAGCCGCACGUCUUGCUGGGGCUAGUCAUCUUGUUGAGCAUUAUUCUUCAAAACGCAUUCGGAUGGCUGCAUCACCGGUCCUACAAAAGGGGAACUAGAAACACCUGGGUUACGUCUGCACAUGUCAUUGUCGGGCGCUGCAUUAUCGUUCUCGGAUCCGCAAACGCCUUACUGGGCUUGACGCUGGCUAGAACCCGGCCCACAACAUUGGUCUUUAUUCUCACCGUCUUCAUCGCGGACGUUCUCGUUGUGUCGUGUGUCUGGUAUGCCGCCCGGGAGCGGGACGGUGAUGAGAGGCAGAAAAUUGGGGUUCCUCUACUAGAUGAUGACCCGGAUGGUCCCGAUGGCGAUACACAUUGAGGGUGUGACGUUGUCUUCACGUCGCUAGUUGUCAGUUUUCCACUGCUGCGAGC